Molecule: messenger RNA, 714 nt
Organism: Aureobasidium vineae
Lineage: Eukaryota; Fungi; Ascomycota; Dothideomycetes; Dothideales; Saccotheciaceae
Source: the annotation of a GenBank genome assembly
AUGCGUACUGACAGUGGUACAUUUGAGCCACGUGUUACUUGGUCGUCGCAUCUGCUCAGACGAUGUUUGUUCACUUUUGCUUUACCUAUCGCUGGCCUCGCAUAUGUUCUGGCAUCUCCUGGACGCAGCGUCAGACCGGCUGGGCCCACCAUCCUGGCCGCCAUCAUCGGGUUUCUCGCAUGUCUCGCCGUUGCAGAGUGCAUUGGUUUGGCAAUGGAAGCAUUCGACACCAGCGAUCUUCAGCCCGGAGUCAACAGUAAGCACCGCCUGUCGAGUAUGGAGAGCGCCACACGCAGAAGACGCACAAACUACUCGUCCUAUCCACGUGUGUGCGCAGGCAUCUUCGCCGCCCAAGGAUUGGGAUUCUUCAUUGCAGCGGCCGCGACUGCUGUGAGCGGCACUGUUACGCGAGCUCUCGGAGCACAAGCGGCAACUGGAGUCACCGUUGGCAUUCUGCUGGGACUGACCAUGUUGCUCUCGCUCGUAAUGUGGCGCUUCAGAUCUGUUCAAGUCAUUCCGAAUGGAGCCUUUGGGUCUCGCGGAGGAGGCAGUAUGGACGCAAAGGCAGAUCAGGAAUGGAAGCCUGUGGUCAUUGGCAAUCCUUCUGGGAAGAUGAGACGCAUGAACCUGCUUGAGACGGGAUCCUGGAGCAGAUGGACCGAGAUUCGCAAGCUGAACAACCUAGUCAUCGACAAGAAGCGAUACGUGGGUUGA